This is a messenger RNA of Ectocarpus sp. CCAP 1310/34, 483 nucleotides long. Lineage: Eukaryota; Phaeophyceae; Ectocarpales; Ectocarpaceae. The record is from the annotation of a GenBank genome assembly.
AUGAAUCUUGGAGCGCUUGGUGAUUCUCUUCCCACGAAGAAUUUGGGUGAGGUCAAGUUCUUUCUUGGUUGCGCGUAUAGGCGCGACCGUGAGGCUGGCACCAUUGAGAUUUCUCAAGAGAGUUACAUAAGGAGUGUCCUCGAGAGAUUCAAUGUCGUUCGCACCAGCUCGAUCCCCGCUUCCCCCACUGUUGUCAACAGGUCCGUGAUGGAGAAUGAGGAGGCGGGAGAUGUGCCGUUCCGUGAGGUGGUGGGAUGCCUAAUGUGGAUCGCCAGCCAGACUAGACCCGACAUCUCUAAUGCUGUGCGGGCUGUGGCAAGACACUCCAACGAGCCGAAGUUAAGCCACUGGAAGGCAGCUCAGAAGAUCCUGAAUUAUCUUCUGGGCACGGCACAUCUUAGUCUAAACUUCAAGCGGGAUAGUUCGGUAGACGUAGGGACUUUGGUGUACGUAGAUGCCGACUUUGCCAGCAAGGCCACUNAG